AUGAACUUGGAAAAUAUUAUGUACAAAAACCCCGAUUGGGCUAAAUUAUCAUACAAUUUUAUUGCAAUAUUUUCGUUUUUCAUUAAUACUCUUGGAAUUUAUACAAUUAUACAUAAAAGUGAUAGAAUGGGAUAUUAUAAAUAUUAUCUGUUAUCAUUCCAAAUUUCUUCUAUUUUUGUGGACAUCUCUUUUACUCUAGGUUGUCAAUUGACUUUUGCAUUUCCAAUUUGGGCAAUUACAACUUCUGAUGGUUAUUUCUGGAAAUAUUUCAGAAUUCCAUCGCUGGCUGCAUUGGUACCGAACACAUAUUAUUUUGAAUACUUACAAUUGUUUGUUUUUCAGACUAUUUUAUUGUCUUUCCUUAUUUUACAAUCAUCGAUAUUGGCUGCUCAGUUUUUGGAAAAACAUCAAACUAUAAUGAAACUUGCGAAAAAGGAAAAAUAUAUUUUCAACUCAAUUUGGAGAUUGGCUAUAUUAAUAUGUAUUAUCAUAGGUUCUGUAUUUUUUCUUUCCAUUUUUUAUACCAGCGGAAUGUCAAGGAAUGAGGCUCUAAAAGUAUUCGAAUCAAAAUAUCCGAGUGUUUAUCAUAAUUUUGAACAAAUCGAGCAAUUUUCGUACCACGAUAAAUCGGAAAUUCUUGAGCUAGUACUUUAUUGUGUUGCUUUUGGACUUGUUGUAGUUUCCUUUGUGGCAUUUGUCAUCAGUUUUCACAUGCUUUCCACAUUUCGAUCAAUUCUACAUAUUCUAUCUAUUUCAAAACAAAGCCAACAUAAAAAUACUAUCAUUAGUUUGUUUGCGCAGGUAUGGAAUCAAAAAUUAAUUGUAACCUUAAACAAUUCAGGCUAUCGUAUUGAAUGUGAUUUUGAUUCCCUUAUUUGCAUUAUUUGCUGAUCUUUAUUUUGGUUUUGAAAAUCAGAACAUUUUGAUUUUCCAUCAAUUAAUUUUAAGCUGUCAUUCAACUGUCAAUUGUGUUGUUUAUAUAACUACUAUUAAAGAAUAUCGAAUUUUUGUACAGCAAAUCCUUACAAUGAAAAAACUACAUGUUGUUUAUCCGGCUGUUGUUGAAAUUAGUGUUUGA
Caenorhabditis angaria is the source of this 1078-nucleotide messenger RNA. NCBI's taxonomy places the organism in Eukaryota, Metazoa, Nematoda, Chromadorea, Rhabditida, Rhabditidae. The record is from the annotation of a GenBank genome assembly.